Haliotis rufescens (red abalone) is the source of this 10787-nucleotide messenger RNA. RefSeq names its product FK506-binding protein 15-like. Gene Ontology annotation, molecular function: peptidyl-prolyl cis-trans isomerase activity. Bases 86 to 7111 code for a protein of 2341 amino acids. NCBI's taxonomy places the organism in Eukaryota, Metazoa, Mollusca, Gastropoda, Lepetellida, Haliotidae. The transcript is spliced from 34 exons. The record is from RefSeq and is a predicted model, not a curated record.
UGUGUAUCAUGAAGGAAGUCUCAUGAUCAGAGAAAUUUGGAGUUUCAACUUCUGCUAAAUAACUAUUUAUGAAGUAAUCUGCGUCAUGUUUUUCGGCGGAGAUGAUGAGGAUCAGGAUUUCGUGUCGGGAGGAGGAGGAGGCUCAAAACUGGCGAACUUGUUUGGUAUGGACAAGGCGAGCAACAAGGGAGGGAAUGAAUCUCUGACAUACACAGCCCCCAAACAACCAAAGAGGAAAGAAGCCAGCCCCGAUGGAGGCGCUGCCCCGGCCAUCCUCAGUGCUACAGUAGUUCACGCCUAUAAGUACGUAGAGAACCAGUAUGCCAGUCAGGGGAAACUAGGCGUGGCUGUCCUUGGCAACCAUGCAGCCAAAGAUUACCGGAUCCUGCUUUAUGUGAGCAAGCAACAGCAGGUCACCAAUGCCAAGAUCAGCUCAGCAUUUACAUUCAGAGUUCAAGCCAACAAUUAUGCAAGUUUUUAUGAUGAAGGACGCCAGAGUUGGUCACUUAUGUUUGACAAGGAAGAAACAAUCAUCAAGUUUGCAAAAGACGUGGCACUGUGCAAAGCUAACAGCACUGGUGGGUCCCUAGACAGCGUGGUGAUCCAGGACCUGACUCUGGGGGACGGGGGACCACUGGAACCUGAUGACUCAGCAGAAAUCAAAUACACCGGCUGGCUGAUGACAAACAAUACAUAUGGACAGGUUUUUGAUAGCAAUGCCACUUCAGACAAAAUGUUCCGGUUCAAACUUGGGAAAGGAAAAGUUAUUAAGGGCUGGGAGACGGGCAUCCUGGGUAUGAAGAAAGGAGGACGGAGGUUGUUGGUUGUCCCUCCCAGCUUCGGCUACGGGAGUCAGGGGAUGCCAAACAGGAUCCCUGCUAACUCCACACUCAUCUUUGAUGUGGAGGUCAUUCGGGUGAAGCUACAGAAGGGUGACUCCCCAAACCAGUCCCCCGCCCCCACUCCCGUGAUGGAGCAGAAGGCUGUGGAUGAGGAUGGGGAGACAGUCAAGGGAAGAACAAGGUCUAUCUCCGAACAGAUGGCAAACUCCCCCAAGUCUGACAAGGCCAAGCUAAUAUCCCGGAUGGCCAAGAUGGGAAAGCCGAUGUUGCCGCUAGCUGGUGCCGUCGCCGCCCAGGUCGAUGAGGAGGGAGAGGAAGAGCAGCCAGAAUCUCCUCAGCCGGUCCAUGAAGAGAGCCCCAAGCCUAUAGCCCAAUCAAAACCAGUAUUAGCCUCUAAGCCUGCAGCUCACCCUGUGCCCCAGGCCCAGCCCACCAUGGCCACGCCCAUCAUCCAGCCACAAGCCAUGAUGGGGCAGCAGCUUCCAGGACAACCAGCAUUUGUACAAAAUCUACCUGGGGCCCAGCAACUAGCAGUCUUCCAACCCACCAACCUUCUCCAGCAACAGCAACAGCAAGCAGCAAUGCUAGCAAUGCAGCAGCAACAACAGGCGGCAAACAUGUCUGCAUUCCAGCCCCCAGCGUACCAGGCAGGAGUGCAGCAGCCAUACCCAGGGUUGUUGUUUGCAGGGGCUCCGCCAGCUCAGCCCGGCUCCACAGGCUCCAUGGACAGCCUGGCUCCCGUCCUGCUCACAGAGACCCGACAACAGAACACAGAGAUACGACUGUCAGUCAGCAAGAUCUCAGACAAAGUUGACAGGAUCCUGGAUAAGGUGGCUGUUAUAGGACCAGGAGCUGGUAUGCCAGGAGCACUUCAGCCCAUGCAUGCUCCCACCAUGGAGACUGGCGUCCUGCUACAGAAUAUCACUAGGAUAGUACAGGAAAAUGAAACUUUAAAGAAAGAUGUUUAUGAAAAAAGUGGCAAAAUUGAAACUCAAAAUGAAAAGAUUGCAGAACUUCUGCAGAAAAAUCAGAAGUUUGUGGAGCAGAGCAACACCCUCCUGGAGGAGCGGAACGAGGGCUACAAGUAUUCCGCCAACCAGUCCCAGGCCAGAGUGCUGUCUCUUGAACAGGAGAAGGUAAAUCUAUCCACUGAGCUGAGCACGUUAUCAGCACAACUGAGCAGCCUGCAGCUCGAACUGGCCACUAGCAGAAAAUCAGAAGCAGAAAUGAAGCACAAACUCCAGUCCUCCGCAGACUCCCGGAUACAAACACAGGACGAGAUGGAUCGGCUCAAGCUGCAGAGAGCUGAUGAUGAGAAGCGUGUCGAGGACCUGUCCACAACGCUACGGGAGGAGAAGAAGUACAGGAAGAAUCUAGAGGGUCAACUGAACAACGUGCAGGAAGAACACGCCGACCUCAAGUCUGCCUACAACUCAAUGGAGAAGAAUCUGAACGAGAGAAAGAGGAAGGCUAACGAGGAGAGGCGAAAACAUGAGGACGAAUUGGAAGACAUGAAGAUCAAUUUAGAGGGUGACAUCCAGUCUUUACGAGACCGGCUGCGUAAACAGAAGACAAACGUGGACGUAGAAGCUGCUGAUAAGGCAGCCAGGCUUGAGGAGGACAUUGCUGUGGAGUGGCAGAAGAAGUGUGACAAGCUGCUGAAGGCGGCCUCAGACAAACACAGCCGAGUGAUGCAGGAUGUGCAGGAGGAGAAGCAGGAGCUCCAGCGCAAGAUACAGGAACUUGAGAACAAGCUGCAGACGGCGAAGGGUGUGAGCGGGUCGAGUGAACAGCGAGUGUCGCAGCUGGAGGAGCAGGUGGAGGACCUGACCAUGUGGAAGGACAAGUAUGACAACCUGCGUAGUCAGGCGGCGGCGAUGAAGGAGCGGUACGAGGACCGUAUCAGUGAGCUGGAGGAGGAGCGAGACGGGGCGGACGAGAGGCUGCAGGGCCUCACAUUGCAGGUCCAGAAACUCAAGCAGCUCGGGGCGCCCUCUGGUGGAGCCCAGGCACUCGUGUCCACAGAUGUUGUGGGAGAGGUGAAGAAGAUCAUGAACAAUGUGUAUCGUGGACUGAGGGAGGACUUUGAUGCAGAGGAGUCAUACACAGGGGCGGAAGUCCUCUCUGCCAUCCUCAGUGCCAUCAAGACCACGACUCUACAGCUGGUCCAGCGACAACAGUCUGAGGGGGGUAAGACGGAGACGGAGGAAGAGGAGGAGGAUGAAGAAGAAGAAGAGGAGGAGGAAGAGGACAUUGAAGAAGAAAGGAUAGAAAAAGCUGUUCCAGAGAAGGUAUCAGAAAGUGUCAGUCAGACUAGCAGUUCUGUGACAGAGCCCACCCCAGAACUACCACCAGAACCACCCCAGACAACAGAACCUGUGCCAGAACCUGUGCCAGAACCUGUGCCAGAGCCUGUGAUAGAGCCAGUGGUAGAAUCUGUGCCAGAACCAGUGGUAGAAUCUGUGGUAGAAUCUGUGACUGAGUCUGUGACAGAACCAGUGACGGAACCAGUGACAGAACCAGUGACAGAACCAGUGACAGAAUCAUCAGUGAAGACCGAGACUGAGCAGACGGAUGCAGCCACUGCCCCAAGUGAACCAGCAGUUCCAGUGGAAUCAAUAAUGAAGAGUUCAUCGGGGAAGGCUUUGAGUGCUCAGCCCAAAAUGUCAAAAACCACACAAAAGCCAACAGGUGACAAGGGCAAUCCUUAUCAUAAAGAACAACUGGACAAAGCUGCAGCCAUUGAGCCAGUGAUGGCUAGUUCAACCAACCAAGCUUUGAGUGCUCAGCCCAAGAUGUCAAAAACCACAAACCAACCAACAGGUGACAAGGGCAAUCCUUAUCAUAAAGAACAACUGGACAAAGCUGCAACCAUUGAGCCAGUGAUGGCGAGUUUGACCAACCAAGCUUUGAGUGCUCAACCCAAGAUGUCAAAUACCACAAACCAACCAACUGGUGACAAGGGCAAUCCUUAUCAUAAAGAACAACUGGACAAAGCUGUAACCAUCGAGCCAGUGAUGGCUAGUUCAACCAACCAAGCUUUGAGUGCUCAGCCCAAGAUGUCAAAAACCACAAACCAACCAACUGGUGACAAGGGCAAUCCUUAUCAUAAAGAACAAUUGGACAAAGCUCGCACCAUCGAACCAGUGAUGGCUAGUUCAAUAAACCAAGCUUUGAGUGCUCAGCCCAAGAUGUCAAAAACCACAAACCAACCAACUGGCGACAAGGGCAAUCCUUAUCAUAAAGAACAACUGGACAAAGCUGUAACCAUCGAGCCAGUGAUGGCAAGUUCAACCAACCAAGCUUUGAAUGCUCAGCCCAAGAUGUCAAAAGCGAAAAACCAACCAACAGGUGACAAGGGCAAUCCUUAUCAUAAAGAACAACUGGACAAAGCUCGCACCAUCGAACCAGUGAUGGCUAGUUCAACCAACCAAGCUUUGAGUGCUCAGCCCAAGAUGUCAAAAAACACAAACCAACCAACUGGUGACAAGGGCAAUCCUUAUCAUAAAGAACAACUGGACAAAGCUCGCACCAUCGAACCAGUGAUGGCAAGUUCAACCAACCAAGCUUUGAGUGCUCAGCCCAAGAUGUCAAAAGCGAAAAACCAACCAACUGGUGACAAGGGCAAUCCUUAUCAUAAAGAACAACUGGACAAAGCUCGCACCAUUGAACCAGUGAUGGCUAGUUCAACCAACCAAGCUUUGAGUGCUCAGCCCAAGAUGUCAAAAACCACAAACCAACCAACUGGUGACAAGGGCAAUCCUUAUCAUAAAGAACAAUUGGACAAAGCUGUAACAAUCGAGCCAGUGAUGGCAAGUUCUACCAACCAAGCUUUGAGUGCUCAGCCCAAGAUGUCAAAAACCACAAACCAACCAACUGGUGACAAGGGCAAUCCUUAUCAUAAAGAACAACUGGACAAAGCUCGCACCAUUGAACCAGUGAUGGCUAGUUCAGCCAACCAAGCCUUGAGUGCUCAGCCCAAGAUGUCAAAAACCACAAACCAACCAACAGGUGACAAGGGCAAUCCUUAUCAUAAAGAACAACUGGACAAAACUCGCACCAUUGAACCAGUGAUGGCUAGUUCAACAAACCAAGCUUUGAGUGCUCAGCCCAAGAUGUCAAAAACGAAAAACCAACCAACCCCUUCUCAGAAUUCAGGUGUCAUUGAACCUGUGAUGUCAACCUCAGUUAGCCAGGCCCUUGGAGACAAAGGGAACCCUUAUCACAAGAAACAGCUGGACAAGUCAGAAGAACCUAAGAUGACCAAAUCUGCUGGUAGCUCAACAAAUCAGGCUCCCCCAAAAGGAAAGACAGACAUCAUUGAACCUGUGAUGUCAACCUCAGUUAGCCAGGCCCUUGGAGACAAAGGGAACCCUUACCACAAGAAACAACUGGACAAGUCAGAAGAACCUAAGAUGACCAAAUCUGCUGGUAGCUCAACAAAUCAGGCUCCCCCAAAAGGAAAGACUGACGUCAUUGAACCUGUGAUGUCAACCUCAGUUAGCCAGGCCCUUGGAGACAAAGGGAACCCUUAUCACAAGAAACAGCUGGACAAGUCAGAAGAACCUAAGAUGACCAAAUCUGCUGGCAGCUCAACAAAUCAGGCUCCACCCAAAGGGAAGACUGACGUCAUUGAACCUGUGAUGUCAACCUCAGUUAGCCAGGCCCUUGGAGACAAAGGGAACCCUUACCACAAGAAACAACUGGACAAGUCAGAAGAACCUGAGAUGACCAAAUCUGCUGGUAGCUCAACAAAUCAGGCUCCCCCAAAAGGAAAGACUGACGUCAUUGAACCUGUGAUGUCAACCUCAGUUAGCCAGGCCCUUGGAGACAAAGGGAACCCUUAUCACAAGAAACAGCUGGACAAGUCAGAAGAACCUAAGAUGACCAAAUCUGCUGGUAGCUCAACAAAUCAGGCUCCCCCAAAAGGAAAGACUGACGUCAUUGAACCUGUGAUGUCAACCUCAGUUAGCCAGGCCCUUGGAGACAAAGGCAACCCUUAUCACAAGAAACAGCUGGACAAGUCAGAAGAACCUAAGAUGACCAAAUCUGCUGGUAGCUCAACAAAUCAGGCUCCCCCAAAAGGAAAGACUGACGUCAUUGAACCUGUGAUGUCAACCUCUGUUAGCCAGGCCCUUGGAGACAAGGGGAACCCUUAUCACAAGAAACAGCUGGACAAGUCAGAAGAACCUAAGAUGACCAAAUCUGCUGGUAGCUCAACAAAUCAGGCUCCCCCAAAAGGAAAGACGGACAUCAUUGAACCUGUGAUGUCAACCUCAGUUAGCCAGGCCCUUGGAGACAAAGGGAACCCUCGUUACAAGGCAAAGCUUGAUAAAUCUAGCAGCAAGAAAUCCAGAAGUAAAAAAUCCAAAAGCAAAAUGACCACCGCCUUAGCCCCAGCCACUCAGAACCCGUUGAUGGCUCAGCCUGAUACCAUUGAACCAGUGAUGGCAAGCUCAACAAGACAAGCUCUUGGCGAUAAGGGCAAUCCAUACCACAAGACAAAUCUGGACAAACAAUCGAGGAAGGAUACAACUGAUGCUGAAGUCAAGCCAGCAGCUACACAGGCAGACAAAGGUGCUAAAGAGGAUGAAGAGAAGGAUGGAAAACCAGAAACUGCUCAAUCAGGAUCCAGCCAAUCAGAGGCGAGCAAGGCAUCACCAGAUACACCUAGCAGCCAAUCAGAAGACAUUAAAUCACCAUCUGACAUUUCUUCCACCAGUCAGUCAGAUGAUAGUUCGAAAGUAUCACCCAGUCAAUCAGCUGACAGUUUAAAAACAGAUUCCAUGUCGCCAGAACAACCUCUUCCGGAUAUCUUGUCCAGCUCAAAGCCAGACAAGGAUGAUGUGAACAAGAACAAACCAGACAGUACCAAGCCAUCAGAUGUUGUGAAUUCAAAAAAGGACCAGUCAGAUUCAAGUAAUCCACGAACUGUCUCUGGAUCGUCGUCAGGGAAACAGUCGCGAUCAGGUUCCACCAUAUCCCAGACAGAAGGUCUGCCUACACUGGCCUUAAGAGAACCGCCACCGUUCUUCGAUGAUGAGGAAGAUGGGGACAGCCCUCUGUUCGGGAAUGACAGCACUGUGUCUGACACCCUUGGGUCCAACUUGAACACCCCUGCCAAGGAGAAGACGAAGGAUGAGAAAAAAUCCAACAAGAUGCCAACUAAAGAUGAGCUGGCAGGAGAUGAGGACCUCAAGUCGGCACCACCACCGCCGCUGUUUGGGGAUGACGAUGAUGAUGAUGACCUGGAUUGGCUCAGCGGCUGAACAACACACAUCAUCGUCAUGACAACAUACACUGAUAUUGUGUGUCGUCUUGGCAACCCACAUUGAUGUUGUGUAUCGUCAUGGCAACACACACUGAUGUUGCGUAUCAUGACAACAUACUAUCAUUAUGACAACACACACUGAUGUGUAUCGUCAUGGCAACACACACUAGGGUUGUGUAUCGUCAUGGCAACACACACUGAUGUUGUGUAUCAUGACAACAUACUAUCAUUAUGACAACACACACCGAUGUUUUGUCUCAUGACAACGUUAACUGAUGUCAUGUUUCAUUAUGACAACAUACACUGAUGUCAAGUAUCAUUAUGACAACAUACACCGAUGUCAAGUAUCGUUAUGACAACAUAUACUGAUGUCAAGUAUCGUUAUGACAACAAACAUUGAUGUCAAGUAUCGUUAUGAUAACAUACAUUGAUGUCAAAUAUCGUUAUGACAACAUACAUUGAUGUCAAGUAUCAUUAUGACAACAUACAUUGAUGUCAAGUAUCGUUAUGACAACAUACAUUGAUGUCAAGUAUCGUUAUGACAACACACAUUGAUGUCAAGUAUCGUUAUGACAACAUACACGGAUGUCAAGUAUCGUUAUGACAACAUAAUUGAUGACAUGUAUCAUAACAACAAUGGACACUGAAGUUAUGUAUCGUCACAAGGAUGCACACUAAUAUCAUGUGUCGUCAUAACAACGCACACUGUUAUGUAUCGUCAUGACAACUGACACCUAUGACUUAAGAUGGAUCAGCAGGGACUACUUUAAAUCAAUACUCCAGUGUGUCUGCAUGAGUCAUUGGUUGUAACUGGGAUAUGGGGGAGGUGCAUGUGUGGAAUAUGUCAUAUACUUGCCUGUAAAAUCAGUCAUAUAGGAACCUCUGUUAGCACGAACAAAGACUAAAUCACUUUUCUAGGUAAUAAUUUUUUAAAUUUUUUUUAAAUAUUUCAAUAAAAACAUAAUGAUUUGUUUUACUUUUGAAAAGUUUCAAGACUUUCAAGAUGUAUCUGACCAUAUUUUAUUAUAAUGCAUUAUUUCAAUGAAAAUAAAAGGAAAGGAAAUGAAAACAAAAUGAAAAUGAAAAGAUUUAUUUUCCAUUUAAACAAUUUUUAGACUUGUUAUGGAAACAAGAAAAUAAUUAAAUCUGACCAUAUUUUAUUAUCAUCUUCUAAUAAGACUACAUUUAGACAUCACACUGAGAAUCGGAGUAGUUAAAAUAUAGGGUAGGGCAGAUAUAACUUGACCGGACACCAUUCUUCUCUGUUGAUUCCUCAGCAUUUCCAGAAGAACCACGUGGGUAACAGUCUAAGUCAAACACCCCUUUGUUCUGAUGUUGCAGAAUUUUCACAAUCUGAUGUGUCUCUCACCUAGCAGGAGUGGAAUAAAGAAAUACUCUUUUCUAGUUUGACAAUUUGGUCAAAAACUUUUUUUUUUCUUGUUUUGCAGAUAUUCUUGGAUAUUUCCAGAUGAGGGGGCAAAAAAUUAUUUUUAAAGUUAUCUGAAUUCAUUUGAGAUCCGAAGACCAACUUAUUUCCAAUCAAUAAUAUUUUUGUUUAUUUUGGAAAAAUGUGAAGAGGUUUCAUCUGUAAAACAAGAAAACAUCUCAGUCCGAAUAUAUGUUCUAUAAUGGCCAAUGUCUUUCACAAUCGGCAUUGAUAGAAGAGACGACUGAAAGUUUUAGCUGUGAGUGUUGUGUUGGGGUAUGGCUUAUGUAUAUACUUGGAGUGUUUGACCAUCUUGAAAUCAAAAUGCCUUAUUUUAGACCUGUAGCAUAUUAUUAGUAUUAAUCAUGUUGUUGGUGGUUGUAUGAGUGUCGUUCACAGCAUGGCCUUAUGAUGAUGAUGAUGAUGAUGAUGAUGAUGAUUAUGAUGAUCCAAUGCUAGAGACCAUGUACAAUGAUGUAUCAGAGAGUAUUAAUUUUAGAUUGUUUAUGAUUUCAGGAGAAGUUCUUUACUCUUUCAUUAUGUGAACUUACUACUUAACAUUCAAUAUUUUCAACAAAAUGACAAACAAAUCCAUUGCAAACAUAUUACAAUGUUCAAGCAAUGAAAUUUGCAAGGAAACUGAUUAAUAAUAUAUGCAAUUAUAUAAAUAUACAUGUUAUUAAAUAUAGCUUCUUGCUAACUCGCGGGAAAUAACUGGAUAAAUGCUUAUGCGGCAGAAGCAAUAUUAAUUAAUUAUUUAUUCAUCCUUGUGCUAAGAAGUAUCAAAGGAUAUCCGCAUCUCGAUACUUUGUGCCAUUAUGUUGAUGCAGUGUCAGUGAAUAUGGUUUUACGCCACGUUUAGCAAUAUUCCAGCAAUAUCAUGGUGGGGGACACCAGAAAUGGGCUUCACACAUUGUACCCAUGCCGGGAAUCGAACCCGUGUCUUCGGCGUGACGAGCAAACGUUUUAACCACUAGGCUACCUGACCGCCCCUUAUGUUGAUGCAAUUCUGUGACUUAAAACCACACAUCUUUGCUCACAUCUUCUAGACAAAUGCUCCUAAGCAAAAGUCAGAACCAGUUUUAAUUCCAAGUGGUCCAACUGGCAAGUGGAAAAUAUGAAAUGUUAGUCGAUUAAUUUUCUUAGCUGUAACAAAUUUAAAGAAAAUUAUGUUAUUUAUGAUACCUAUAUUUAAAUACUUGCGACAUUUUCUGAUUUUGCUCUUGAUGUUUUUGUAGUACAGGGUCCACCUGCACAUAGGGAUCAUAGUCGUUAAACGCCUUGCUCGUCAUGCCGAAGACCCAGGUUCAAUUCCCGACAUGGGUACAAUGUGUGAAGCCCAUUUCUGGUGUCACCUGCCGUAAUAUUGCUGGAAUAUUGCUAAAAGUGAUGUAAAACCAUACUCACUCACUCACUUGUACAAGAAGACCCUGGUCUUGUAAUAUAUUUAUAUUUAUCAAAUCCAGGGGAGCUAUUAUCUGCACUUGUAGGUGAUCAUGAUCAAGGUAGCAUGUUAUGAUUAUCAAUGUAAUAAGCUAAUAAUCACGAUCUCAUUUCAAGUCUCAUAUAACAGUGCACAAAUAUUGGGAAAAUGUGCAUGCUAACUAAUGUGUGAAAGAUACAAAGUCGAUGUAUGAUUGUCUGGGGACUUUUUUUGUAUUAUUUCUCCAAACUAGAGUGAUUUGUAAUACGGAUAUUUACACCCUUUCAUCACUGGUAGAAUUGUUUCAUUUUCGAAUUUAGUUGUCUUUAAAUUUUCGAAUUUAAUUGUCUUUAAAUUUUCGAAUUUAAUUGUCUUUAAAUUUGUCUAUUAAUUAUUAGGAAGAAAUUGAGCCUUGAACUGAUUGAUGGUCAGGUGUUUAACUGUAUGUAAUCAUGGUUUUAAAUGUCUUACAGAGUUAUGGUUGAUGGAAACACAUAAUUCACAAAAUACCUGACAAUAACAGAUUUAAGCUUAGCAAAAUUAAAGUGAUAAAUUGCAAAUAAUGGCGCCAGUUUUAAUCACCCAGCUGUAUGUUAUAUAAUAUUGCUUAUGUAAAUAGCAGAGUUUGUGUAUAAGGGACUUUAGAACUUGUCAUGUAACUGAAACUGUCAGAUGUCAACUAUUUUUGUUACAUGAAGACCUGUGUUGGCAUGUCAGAUGCUACAUGGCCAACAUUCCAUUUCAUUAUUUAUUGUGUGUACAGAACCUAUUGUUAGACACUGCUUCUUACGGAAGAAUAUGCCAAAAUAAAUUAUGUUUUGGAGA